Molecule: messenger RNA, 1745 nt
Organism: Phyllotreta striolata
Lineage: Eukaryota; Metazoa; Arthropoda; Insecta; Coleoptera; Chrysomelidae
Source: the annotation of a GenBank genome assembly
AAAUAAGGUAGGUAUAUACUCCUUAUCUGACGCCGAUGGAGAUAGAGAAAAAGCGGUAACGACGCUUUAGUUCGCGCCCAGAUACGCACACGCAUCGAAUCUUCUUCGCUCAUUCACGAACGACAAGUGACCGAUACCACACAGUGGUACUGGGUGCUCCCGAAACUGAACUAUCCGCAAUUUUCAACCAACAAAAUGAAAUCGAUACUCAUUCUGCUCGGCAUCGCGUGCAUCUACAUCUCCCCGUCGGCCUCCACGACCUGCGUAACAUCCACCGAGGAGUGCCACUCCACCAACUACCAAACCUACGUGGAGUGCGUCCGCAAACGGCACAAACGCUCCACCGACUGCGACGGCGACUGCGAAUCCAGCGACUGCAGCGACACGUGCAACCGCUGCGACUGCGACUCCUGCAACUACAGCAGCUGCCGCAGCUCGUGCAGCUCGUGCUGCGACUCGUGCUGCACCAACUACGUGCCCUGCCGCACGCACCACUGCUGCCACAAGACCUGCCACGCGCAGUGCUCCACCUCGUCGUGCCGCAGCAGCUGCCGCAGGAACUGCUUCGAAACGGUCAAGGAGAAGACGGCGGUCGUGGUUGAAAGCCCCAGCGCGAAUAUAACCAACAUCAACAGGCACAACGUCACCACCAUCAUACACUUGAACAACGUCAUCAACAACACGAACGUCAUCGAUGUGCCUAUUGUUGUUAACAACACGAACAAACAUAAUAUAACGUUGGAAGCGGGCGACGUGAGAACCAGCGAAGGGCUCACCGAGAGAUGUUGCACCGUUAUCAGUCCGAGGAAGUGCGUUUCGACGCCCGAGCCUCGGUGCUUCCAUUACAGAUCGAGGCAGUGCGGUCCCUUCUGCACCGCGAACAUUGUCCACGAGGAGGACCAGCAGCUGUGCGAGUCGUACUAUCCGGGAGCGCCGCCCAAGUGCACCAGGCAGGUCAUUUACAUACCGCAGCCGCAGCCCAAGUGCUCCUACCAAUCCGUCUGGCCCUACGUCUCCUGCGGUAUACAAAAGGAGCAAACCUGCCAAGGUUGCUACUCGCAUUACGUCAAUCCGGGGUCUACCAACUACUUGGGCUGCCCGUCGCAAUGUUACGAUGAUGGAUUCGGAAUGGGUUCCAUGUACAGACAAGGCCCUGUUUACAGACCGUGGUACUCUCACACUCCUUGCUACGAGUGUCUCGGUUACCAGAACCCCUACGGGGCAUCCUACCAGGGCUACCCGUUGUACCUGGGGGGCUACUUACCACAGCAGUACGCGGGUUACCAGCCGAUCGAGCAGAACGGUAGCAUUCCGGUUUUGAAUAUGGAUGGAGGUUAUCUGUCGCUGGGCCAGAUGGGCGGCGUGGAAAUCCAGCCCGGACAGGAAAUAGAGACGUUCCAGCAGCCGAGCAGCUUCGACGGCAGGAUGGCCAGAGAAGUGGAGAUCGAGGUUAAGUACCAGCCCAGGUCCGACGCUCAGGCGGAGGUCAAGAUUAAGAAGGAGGAUUCUGCUGCUCCGGAGAGCGGUAAAAGUAGCAGCGGGGAUGCGAAGGAGCGCGCGAACGAUGUAAAGGGAAAGAAGGCUUGAAUUUUUUGCUGAUUAAUGGCGAUUUUUGAUGGUAGGUUCAAAAAUCGUUUCUUGUGUAAUUUAUGUUACAUUUUGUUAAAGAACCAUAGGUUUCUGUAUUUUUUUUAUAUGUUAUAAUGUACCACAAUUUGUUUUUUACAGUUCAAUAUGUGUAUAGG